CGAACACAGCCAUGGCCGUGUGUGCUACCAUGAUGCUUCUGGGUGUUUUGUUUGGCUUGUUAACACAGGCGAGCACGCUGCCUGUUAAGAAUUCUACAGGCGUUCAGGAAGGCAAAGUGAGGUUGAAAAGGAAAUACUCAGAUGAAAUGCCAGACUUCGAUGACAUCAAUGCAAUGGAUCAAAUCCUGGAAGUCAAUCGCAAGUUCCGAGCCCCCAGAGGAAUAUCAAUCAGAGAUGGAGAUAUUGCCGUUUCAUUUGUUAGGAGUGCCAUAAACUGCCCUGGGAACGCCUGUUUGUGGUCCAAAUCAGUGGAUGGAUUUGUGUAUGUGCCUUACAUUAUGUCGCCCAUCUAUGAUGACAUGGACAGAAUCACCAUAGAAACUGGGAUGCAGGACAUUUCUUCUGGAACAUGCGUUAAAUUUAUUCAACGCACGCACGAGGCCAACUUCCUUGAUAUUCAGCCUCGAUAUGGCUGUUGGUCAUUUCUGGGGCAGACGGGAGGAAGCCAGACCCUGUCACUGCAGACUCCCGGGUGCAUGUGGUCAGGGGUGGCGGCCCACGAGUUGAUGCACGCCCUUGGCUUUGUGCAUGAGCAAUCUCGUUCAGACCGAGACCACUACGUCUCGAUUGUGUGGAAAAACAUCAUGCCGGACCACAUGCACAACUUCAGGAAACAGGUGACAAACAAUCUGAACAGCCCGUAUGACUACGGCUCUGUGAUGCAUUAUGGAAGAUAUGCCUUCUCUGAAGAUGGUGGUCCAACGAUUAUCCCAAAGCCUGAUCCCUAUAUUCCUAUUGGCCAGCGAGAUGGGCCGAGCGGACUUGAUCUACACAAGAUAAAUGUGCUAUAUAACUGUGGUGCUAAUUGA
This is a messenger RNA of Salarias fasciatus (jewelled blenny), 869 nucleotides long. RefSeq names its product high choriolytic enzyme 2-like 1 (gene hce2l1). Gene Ontology annotation, molecular function: metalloendopeptidase activity; zinc ion binding. Gene Ontology annotation, biological process: proteolysis. NCBI's taxonomy places the organism in Eukaryota, Metazoa, Chordata, Actinopteri, Blenniiformes, Blenniidae. The coding region runs from base 12 to 869 and encodes 285 amino acids. The transcript is spliced from 9 exons. The record is from RefSeq and is a predicted model, not a curated record.